AUGAACAACAACAUGGAAGAGCGCCUAGUCGAAGAGGUCCGGAGGUACGAGAACCUGUACAACCCAUCUACCAGUGCCUACAAAGACGCACAGAUGACUGUGAACUCGUGGAAAGAGAUUUCGGCAGCGGUCGGUGUAGAUGUGCCAGAGUGCAUGAAGACAUGGAGGAGGAUUCGGGACAAAUUUGUCCGUGUAAGGAAGACCACAAAAGGCAGCAGUGGCGAUGCAGGGUGGCAGACGGUCCCUGUCUUCCUUACGUUUAUGUCGUGGCUGUCGCCACACAUAAAGCAUCGGGAGACCACGUCGAACUACGUACAUAAGACGGAGCCACCCUCCGAGUCUGCCACCUCAGCACCUGCGGUCUCCUCCGAGUCCGCCACCUCAGAACCUGCGGUUUCCUCCGAGUCCGCCACCUCAGCACCUGCGGUCUCCUCCGAGUCCGCCACCUCAGCACCUGCGGUCUCCUCCGAGUCCGCCACCUCAACACCUGCGGUCUCCUCCGAGUCCGCCACCUCAACACCUGAGGCCUCUCAUCUUUUGCUGGCUGCCCCUCCUACAUCCUCCACGGUACUGCCAUCUCGUGCGACGAAGAGGAGAAGACAGACGGAGCAAGACAAAUGCACUGUGGCCGAAGUGCUCUCUAAGCUCAACGAGAACAGGCAGGAAUUGUACCAGGCCUUUAAUUCCGCGCAACCUGACUCAUUAGACGCACUAGGUUGCUGGUCUAAAUCCAUGCUUUUUAUGGCCAGGACACUGGACAAAGAAGAUACAAAAGCCAACUAUCAUGUCCAAAUAACUCCAGCUCUGAGGAAGACUAUAGCCAGGAACCAUGUCUGA
Pleuronectes platessa (European plaice) is the source of this 837-nucleotide messenger RNA. RefSeq names its product transcription factor Adf-1-like. The record is from RefSeq and is a predicted model, not a curated record. Bases 1 to 837 code for a protein of 278 amino acids. The transcript has 3 exons. Gene Ontology annotation, cellular component: transcription regulator complex; nucleus. Gene Ontology annotation, biological process: regulation of transcription by RNA polymerase II. Lineage: Eukaryota; Metazoa; Chordata; Actinopteri; Pleuronectiformes; Pleuronectidae.